AUGCCCCCUCCCAACCCAGAAGAUAAGCGCCAAGCUGCACGUGAAGUCAUCGACAUCCUCCACGAAAUUUCCACUCUCCUGAACACCAAUCUCGACCGCCCAGAACUCUCCCUAUGUGUCUCGCUCAUUGAGAACGGAGUCCCGCCCGAGGGUUUGGCGAAUGUGAUCAAGGAUUUGAGGAAGGAGGCUUCGGCUCCGGCUCCGGCUCCGGCUCCGGCUCCUAAAAGGGCUUCCUCACAGGCUUAUGCUGAUUAG
This is a messenger RNA of Penicillium waksmanii, 255 nucleotides long. RefSeq names its product mitotic-spindle organizing protein 1. NCBI's taxonomy places the organism in Eukaryota, Fungi, Ascomycota, Eurotiomycetes, Eurotiales, Aspergillaceae. The coding region runs from base 1 to 255 and encodes 84 amino acids. Gene Ontology annotation, cellular component: gamma-tubulin ring complex; centrosome; interphase microtubule organizing center. The record is from RefSeq and is a predicted model, not a curated record. The transcript is spliced from 3 exons. Gene Ontology annotation, biological process: gamma-tubulin complex localization; microtubule nucleation by interphase microtubule organizing center; mitotic spindle assembly.